ACCUUCUGUACCAGCCCCUAGCUAGUCGGUCGGUGUCUGAGCCCCUGGAAACCCUCCAGCCCUUCCUGCCGCUGGAAGGCGCUUUUCUCUCUGUUCCCCUCCUCCCGCCUGCUGCUCUUCCCUCUCCGCCCCCCAUAGCUCCUCUCCCUCUGCUGCUGCUCAGAGCUGUCCCCCGGAGCAGCUGGGUGAGUGACACCCCUGUCAGCAGCGUCAGUUUCAUUGCUGCCCAGGGGGUUCUGAAAAGCCCUGGUGGAAAUGGACGCGACUGGGGGAAGGUGGAGGGCCCUGAGCAGUAACCGGGGCAAUGGAACUGUCUGUCUGCAGACUCAGGAAGAGAUCGCUGAUCCGGCGCGCAGAACUACCAGGGCUAGAAACACUCCUGAAAGUUUUCACAAGCUGCUAAACCAGAUUUCUCCAUUCGCUAGGGAAAGUUGCUACUCACCACUGGCAAGUGGACAGUGGGUUUUAACUCCUGUAGGAGGCACUUGCCUCCAGUCGGGAUGGCAGCGAUAAUGACUCGAAUGAAGUGUGACCUAAAUGCCGUCUGCAGGGCCUGUGUUUACUAAAGAGGACACAGGUCACAGACAAGACCAAGGCCCAGCAUUCAGGGUGCCACCCUGAGCCAAGCUGUAUGCGGACGUAUCAGGUCCCAGCAUGCGGUGCUCCAUCUUGAUGCAAGCGGUAGAUGCAUGCUGCGCUCGGGAACUUGAAGCCCGCAUCCCUACUUCAGGGGUUACUGUUGCUGCAGGCUGUGUUCUGUGUGUUUAAGGGCUGCUUGGCUCAAGGAGCAUCACAUGGUGGAACUGCAGUCUUUUAAGUCCACAUCAGUGUAUUACUGGACCGAUCAGAUCAAGAGCAUCUUUGCAUGCUGGGAUCUGGAGUCUCUGUGGGCUAUACCUCUUUAAAUCAAAUCAAGGGUGAUUAUAAUCUGCUCCAUUUUACACAAAUUGAGUGUGACCUUCCCAAUCCUGGCAAGGUGCUUAAUUUAAUGUGAGAGGAAGGAUACUCUGGGGUUUUGGGCACAGCAGAAGAUGUGGAUUAUAUUCCCAGCCUUGCCCGUGGCUUGCCAUUUUACUUGAUUUACUUACCACACUAAUAUCUGGGUGCUAUUUGACAAGCAAUCCAGAAAGAUAAGCAGACAGACAAAUCACUGAUACUCUCUCAGUGCCUAAAUUUACAUGUAUGAAACAGGGAUAAUCACAUUUACCAACAACACAGGUGUAUUUCAAGGCUUAAUUAACUUGUUAAUGUCUUUGAAGCAUUUUAUGGUUUUCCUAAGGAAAUCAUGUUAUUCUAAUGAGUGAGUGAGUUUAAGAAAGCAGAGAGGUGGAAAACUUGACAUGUCUCAAUUGCAAAAGGAAUUCCAUUUCACAAAGCUCCUGUCGAACAUGAAGGUGAAUCAGGAAAUUUUAACUCUCCCUUUCACUUAGGUGAGGCUCAAGUACAUAUGAGCGCUGUACUAAAGGAUUCUACAGUAUGUGAAGGUGAAGACUGAAGGGCUGUAUAAACUGAAUCACCGGUGAGGGAGAACUGUUGGAAGCCAUGAGAUGGCUGCAAAACCCAAGAAAGGUUUAAAAGGUUCCAUCCAGGACAUGUUCAGUGACCUCCUGGGAGAUGAUGAUGAAAUCCCCAUUAAAUCCAACAAGCCUUCCCAGCACUCUGGGGGCAGUGGAAGGAGAUCCAGGGAAAUUGUCUCCAAAGCCAGCAAAAAGUCUGGUUUGGAGGAUGGUGUCUUCAGCAAGAUGGCUGCAGAGGACGGUGCAGAAGCAGAGGGAUCUGACCUCUCAGAUGUAGACCCACAAGCUUUGCUGGAGACCCUGAAGGAGAUGGAUGACAUGGAAGCUGAUCUCCUAGGCAUAAAGAAGUCUGGUUCUGGGGCUGGGAGGACAAGAGCAAAGGGUUUCGAGAACCUUGAAUCCUCAGGUGACCUGGCAAAAACUGCAGGGAAGCUAACGACUGUUGAGAAAGGAGAGUCUGCCACUGGAAUUGAAAAGAAACCCCUCUCCACUCCCGCCACCCCCCAGCGGCAGUACAAGAAGUUUUCCUUUGAAGAUUUAGACGAUCCUUUGGCAGGGCUUUUAUCGGAUGAGGAGGAAGAUGCUGCUAAGAAGUUACCUCCAACAGGCACCAAAAGUAGCCCUGAAAGACAUACUGGACCAGCCAAAGGGACGUCUCUCUCCUCGGCUCCUGGCCAUGCUGUUGCUCCCAUGCGGAGGAGGGAGGAGCUGACAUUUGAAGAUGAUGGGGAUGACCUGAUGGACGCGCUGGGGUUUGACGAGGGUCCGAGGGGAGAGCUGAAGCAGGAGAGGAAAGGAGAAGAGGAAGAGCCCCGCCCUGCCCGCUCCAAGCUGGAGGAGUUGUUGGGAAGUGGGACCGCAGCCAAACUUCUGGAGCAACCGACCACAGGAGAACGCAAGGAGUUCAAACUGGAUACAAAAUACCAACAGCAACCUGAUAAGGAAAACAUUUGGGACAAUGAGGAUUUCACCUUCGGAGCCUACCAGCCCACCCUGGCCUCCACACCCGAGGGCCGGCGGUCAAGACGACAAUCUGUCAGGUUUUCAGCAGAGAAUAUCAAUGAACUGAAAAUGGACCAAAGGUCCAAACCAACCACUCCAGCCAUCACGAGCCCCAUGCGAGGCAGUAAGACUGGCGCUGACUGGCUGGGCUUGAAAGAUGAGGACUUUAUCGAUUUGGACCCUCCAUCUCUAGCCAAGGACGCCGCCAAAGGUAGUCCCGCGGCAGCCCCUUUGAACAAGCCAUCCAGCUCCUCAGCCACCAAGCAGCCCAGCCCAGCCAGCCAGCUCCUUCCUGGGACAAAGCCAGCUGCAGAGGAAGCAGCAGCUAAACCCAGACCACUUGAGGAGGAGGAGGAUAGCUGGCUGAAUAACGCCUUGUCUCGAAAAAAAUCCCAGGUGCAGGGGAAGGUCCAGGAGAAAAGGGCUGGGGCCUCGGGCUCCCUGAGACAGGACGACGAGGUGGACCCCAUUACUGUUACCAGCCAACAAGCUCCCUCUGUGAGAGAGCCUCAGCGGUCUGCUGUCCCAGAAGAUAAGUCCACCAGGAUGGAAGACUCAGGGUAUCCUGGUCCAUGGCUAACCACUCAGAAACAAGCCUCAUCUCUUACAUCUGAGUCCAGGAAAGGGGCACCUCCUGGAGACACCAGUCACGCCGCUUCUCUCCAAGGACAUCCAGAGGGUCUGGGGUUUUCCACACUAACUCCGGUUGCCCUGUCUGGGGCUCCUCUCCAGCAGGUUCUACUGCCGCAGCAGCUCCUGCAGGCCGAGCCCCUGGCCCUGAGCUUGCUGAACGCCAGUGAGUACGAGAAGAGGCCGGUGGCUUUGCAGGCACAGCUGAGGGAGAAUGCAGCAAGGCACCAGGCGGAACUGCUGAGUGCCCAGACUCGUCUCGCCGAGCUGGAGAGCCAGGUGCGGAAGCUGGAGCUGGAGAGGAAUCAGCAGAAGUUGCUCCUGGAGAGUCUACAGCAGCGUCAUGAGGAAGACUUGGAACUCGUUGACAAUGCACACAGGAGCCAUGUGAAGGUGAUGGAGGAAUCUUCCCGGCAGCGCGAGGCGAGGCUGCGGCAGGAGAACGAGGAACUGGCAGCGCAGUACCUGUCCCACUGCCAAGGCGCAGAGCGGGCCAAGUCAGAGCUCCUGGCACAGCAGCAGCGCAGGCUGGCAGAGCUGGAGCAGGAGAAGGUCCAGGAGGUGGAGAGGCUACGGGAGCUGCAGCGGGCAUCCAUUCUGGAGAUGCGCAAAGACCAUGAAGAGCAGCUACAAAGGCUGAAACGACUGAAAGAUCAGGAGAUUGACGCGGUAACCAGUGCUACCUCCCAUACCAGGUCUUUGAACGGCAUCAUUGAGCAGAUGGAGAAGUUUUCCAGUAACCUGAAUGACCUCUCCUACAAAGUGGAAGCUACCCACCACAACACGUCGCAGGAGCUCGAGAUUGGAGCCCGUCAGCGGGAUGAACAGCUCAGGGUGCUGCAGGACAGACUGACGCGGCAGCAAAGGGACAUGGAGGAGGAGCGGAGCCGGCUGCAGGAGGUCAUCGCUAAAAUGGAGGCCAGGCUGAGUGAGCAAACUCGUCUCCUGGAGCAGGAACGCUGGAGGGUGACAGCAGAACAAGCCAAAGUGGAAUCUCUACAGCGUUCGCUAGAGGAACAGCGGAGGGUGAUGACCCAGCAGCUGACCAUGGAGAGGGAAGAGCUGGAGCGGGCAAAGAAUGUCUUGCUGGAGGAGCAGAAGUCGGUCAUGCAGAAGUGCGCGGAGGAGCGUCGAAAGCUCGCCAUGGAGUGGUCAGAGUUCCAUACCCAGCAGAAGCUGAGCAAGGAGCGGACAGAGCGUGACGUCGACCGCGCCCUGCAGAUAGAGUCCCAGAGGGAAUGUGCCAUCAUGACCCUGGCAAAGGAACAAGCAGAUCUGAAAAUCAAGGCCAGUGAGCUGCGGGCUGAGGAGGAGCAGCUGGCUAGAGAAAGGGAAUCUGUGGAGCAGGAGAGGCAGGAGCUGAGAUUCAAGAAGGAAAGGGUGAAUGCAGCUGCUUUGCACGUCAGACAGAGGGCAGAGGAGAUUGACAGCAUGAGCAAGCUGUCCUCGCAGAAGUAUGAGGAGGGGGAGAGAGCCCUGCUGGAGGCGAAGAAGGUGGAGUCAGAACAUCAGACGAGGCUGCGUACCGUGCAGCAGCAGCUGGAGCGGCUGAGGCAGCAGGAGCAGCACCUGCACCAGGAGCACCAGAACCUGGCUCAUCAAAGGAGACAGCUUGAACAGCUGCGAGAAGAGCUUCCGAACAGCCCGGUGCAGUUCCUGACCAAGCCCCGGGUGACACACCCAGGUGCUCAAACCAUGAGCCUCUCCGCCAUGCACUCUGCUCUCUGCAAGCGGGCAGCCCCUCUAGGGCCAAUGCCUAAUGAAGACAUAGAUGUCAGCAACUUGGAGACAUUGGAGAAAUACCGCAGCUUCACUCGCUAUUUCAAAGUGGCUGAAAAGGAGAGUAAGAAGACUCACUGGUGGCAAACAUACAGGAAGCAUAUCGCACCAGAGCAAGAUGAAGAGGCAAAGAUAGACAUUGGCCUGCCUUACUACAGACCACCACGGGCAAAGCAACUGAAGGAGAGAAAAGAGAUAUUGAAACAGAACCGCCAGAGUGUGGAAAUGGAAAGAGCAUCCCGCCUCAGGACAUUGGUGAUUCCACUUGACGAAGUCAAGGCAGAGUGGGAGAAAACCAAUGGCCUGUUGCAUAAGCAGCGUGUCGCUGAGCACUACGGGAUAUACCGCGAUAUGUUUGACAAAGCCAUAUUCGUCCCCAGAGUGGUUCUGCGAGUAGAAUACAACCUAGAUGAUGAGCAUGUCAUGCCAGUAUAUCAUGGGAAUUUUGUGACGCCCACCGAGGCUUCCAGUCCCCCAGAAGUGAUAUAUGAGGCAGAUGAAGGCUCCCUGUGGACUCUGCUGCUCACUAAUCUGGAUGGACACCUGCGAGACGCUGAUUCUGAGUACGUCCACUGGCUGGUGACUAACAUUCCUGGCAACAACGUAGAUUCGGGGAAAGAGAUUUGCCAUUACUUCCCCCCAUUCCCUGCCAAGGGAACUGGCUACCACCGCUUCGUCUUCCUCCUCUUCAAGCAGGACCAACCAAUCGAUUUCAUUGAAGAUGUUCGGCCGACCCCAUGCCACAGUCUCAAGAUGAGAACCUUCAAGACAUUUGACUUCUACAAGAAGCACCAGAACGAUAUGACGCCAGCUGGGCUGGCAUUUUUCCAGUGCCAAUGGGAUGAUUCCGUUACUAACAUCUUUCACAACCAUCUCAACAUGAAGGAGCCAGUGUUUGAGUUUGUGCGACCUCCUGUGUAUCACCCCCCUCAGAAGAAGUUUCCGCACCUGCAGCCUCUGAGGUACCUGGAUAGGUACAGGGACAGCCACGAGCCCACGUAUGGCAUUUACUGAGGAGUUUGCCACCUCUCCAGGAGGUCCAGGCCAUUGGGGCAGGAAUACUCUAUCUUCUCCAGAUGCGUCAAAUGACUGUGCUGUCUGGGAUGCUCCAUGUCUCUGGGAGAGGGGAGUGGGGACUUCUGGAAUCACAGCAUUGGCAGUUACCUGGUCAAAAGCCUUGUUAAUAGAGAGUAUUUAUGGCCAUGAGAGGGUAUCCAUCUCCCCUCUGAAGGACUUUGAGCCAGAUGCUAGUGGUAGCUGAAUGGCCCAGUGUCCUCCAAGGGCACCGUGUCUCAUGUCACUGCAGGAGCCAGGGCUCUAAGCAUAGGUGUACCAAGGCUGACUCAGUCUGGUUAGCCAGUUCAGAUCAUGUAUUUGUGCAGUGAUAGAAAAAUAACCUCAUCUAAAUCCAACCCAGUGAUUUGUGCAACCUGGCAGAGGCAGAACUGUCCAUCCGGUCCGUCUCCUCUUUCCCCUGCCAUGAACUUCCCAGGGCUGGGAUCCUGAGCGGCAUCCUUCAUAUUUUCAUACAGAUAUUUAAAAAAUCUGAAUAAACCCUUUCCAAGCGAA
Caretta caretta (loggerhead turtle) is the source of this 6497-nucleotide messenger RNA. RefSeq names its product large ribosomal subunit protein mL38. Gene Ontology annotation, biological process: cilium assembly; establishment of epithelial cell polarity. Gene Ontology annotation, cellular component: mitochondrial large ribosomal subunit; ciliary transition fiber; ciliary basal body. NCBI's taxonomy places the organism in Eukaryota, Metazoa, Chordata, Testudines, Cheloniidae. The record is from RefSeq and is a predicted model, not a curated record.